This is a messenger RNA of Caenorhabditis bovis, 1077 nucleotides long. Lineage: Eukaryota; Metazoa; Nematoda; Chromadorea; Rhabditida; Rhabditidae. The record is from the annotation of a GenBank genome assembly.
AUGAGUCAAGAGGAUAUCGCAACGGCGCAAGGCGCUGUUCUCGUCAAAUCCUGUCAAGUUCCGGCAGGAUCAAUCCCAAUCCGAGGAUUCGACUUUGAAUCUGAAGAUGUCACAAUUUCAUCAAUCCUCAAAUCAUAUCUUAGCACUGGCUUCCAAGCUUCUCAUCUUGCGAUGGCUAUUCAGCAAGUUGACGAGAUGUUGAAUCUACGGGAGAAACGACUUCAGGAUGGAGUUGAUGCGACAUUUCCAUAUCCAGAAAAUAGGCGAAAAAGGAAUUGCACAAUUUUCUUAGGGUACACUUCGAAUUUAGUAACAAGCGGUUUAAGAGAAACUCUUCGGUUCAUUGUGAAGCACGAUCUUGUGGAUUGUAUUGUCACUUCUGCUGGAGGAAUUGAGGAAGACCUCAUCAAAUGUCUGAAACCGUCAUACCUUGGAGCAUUUACGAUGGAUGGAAAGACUUUGAGAAGUAAUGGAAUGAAUAGAGCUGGAAAUGUGCUCAUUCCCAAUGACAAUUAUUGCGCGUUCGAGGAUUGGCUUAAUCCCAUCUUGGACGAAUGUCUUAAAGAGCAAGAGAAAAAUGGAUUCAAUUGGACUCCUUCUAAGCUCAUCCAAAGACUUGGCGAAAAAAUCGACGACGAAUCUUCCAUAUUAUACUGGGCGGCCAAACAUAAAAUUCCAGUUUUCUGCCCGGCACUCACUGAUGGAUCCCUUGGAGAUAUGCUUUAUUUCCACUCGGUUAAAAACUCACCUGGUCUUCGAGUCGACAUUGUUGAAGACGUUCGUCAUAUUAACACGCUGGCUGUAAAAAGUGUGAAGACUGGAUCGAUUAUUCUCGGCGGUGGUGUUGUCAAACAUCACAUCAACAAUGCGAAUUUGAUGAGGAAUGGAUCUGAUUUGACUGUCUUCAUUAACACUGGACAGGAAUUUGAUGGCUCGGACUCUGGAGCUCAACCUGACGAAGCUGUGAGCUGGGGAAAAGUGAAACCAGGAACAUCAGCCGUCAAAGUGCACGCCGAAGCGACGCUCGUGUUCCCACUCCUCGUCGCUGAGACAUUUGCAAAGCGAAUUCGAAAAUGA